CGCCUUAGCUCCUUUCCACACACACACACACACACACACAGCUGUUGAAAUCUUUCUCUCUCCAGUCUGCAGUCGACCCGCCAGUACAACAGGGUGGAUGUGAGCGUGUGUGAGCGAGUGACAGUGGAAUCUGGGAGAGGACGAACCGCAAUCCCCAGCUCUUACUUCUCAACAGAGACAGACCGAGAGAGAGAGAGAGAGAGAGAGAGAGAGAGAGAGAGAGAGAGAGAGAGAGAGAGAGAGAGACAGGAAGAAGAAAGAAAAAACAAGAUAACUGACUGAAUUCCCCUCAAUUUUUUCUUUUUUUCUUUCCUCGUUCCUUUCUCUCUGGCCCCUGUGCGGGUGCCUAAGGAGGAGGAGAGACAUGUGUGUUGGCUCGAGUUCAUGCGGGAUAUUCGGUCAGAUACACUCAACUUAAGAGACGCAACGAAGGUGAAGAGCAGAGCGAAGGCAGAGAGCGGUAGCAGGCAUGAGCGUGGACGGCCGUCAAGGGGUGGUGACCACCCCUCCCGCUCCUGGCGGGGGUCCUAAGGAGCGCUACUUCGACCGCAUCGACCCCAACGACCCCGAGUACCUGCGCGACCGCAACAUGUCACCUGACCUGCGGCAGGACUUCAACAUGAUGGAGCAGAAGAAGAGAGUCACCCAGAUCCUGCAGAGUCCUGCCUUCAAGGAUGAGUUAGAGGGGAUGAUCCAGGAGCAGGUGAAGAAGGGCAACAACCCCACAGGCCUGCUGGCCCUCAGGCAGAUCGCUGACUUCUUCAUGUCCAGCUCCGUGGCCGGCUUCAGCACCUCCCCCCUCAGUCUUGGAAUGGUCACUCCCAUCAAUGACAUGUAUGGACUGGACCCUACCACUAUGGUGAAGGGGGAGAAGCAGACACGCUGCAAGCUGGCCAGCCUCUACAGACUGGUGGAUCUGUUCAGCUGGGCCCACUUCGCCAACUCCUACAUCACAGUCCGAGUCAGCAAGGAGCAGGAUCACAUCCUUAUCCUCCCCAGAGGCCUGUCCUUCUCCGAGGCCUCCGCCUCCAACAUGGUGAAGGUGAACAUCAUCGGUGAUGUCAUCGACCAGGGCACCACCACGCUGAGGAUGGACCCGUCUGGGUUCAGCCCCCACGCCGCCAUCUACUCCAUGAGGCCGGACGCUCGCUGUGUCAUCCACGUGCACACGCCCGCCACCGCCGCCGUCUCCUCGAUGAAGUGCGGCCUGCUGCCCAUCUCCCAGGAGGCCCUGAUCCUGGGGGACGUGUCCUACUUCAACUACCAGGGCAGCUUGGACAACCAGCAGGAGAGGCUGGAGCUGCAGAAGGCCCUCGGACCCUCCGCCAAGGUGCUGGUCUUGAGGAACCAUGGAGUGGUGGCUGGAGAGACCAUCGAAGAGGCCUUUCACUACAUCUACAACACCCAGUACGCCUGCGAAAUCCAGGUGAACGCCAUCUCGUGUGCGGGCAGCGUGGACAACCUGAUCGUGCUGGACCAGGAGAAGUACAAGGCCCGCACGCAGGGCGUGGCCGAGGCGGGCGUCACCAUGGGAACACAGCACAAGUGGAAGCUCGGAGAGCUGGAGUUUGAAUCCCUCAUGAGAAUGCUGGACAACCUGGGUUACCGGACGGGCUACGCCUACCGCCACCCCAUCGUGCGGGAGAAGCUGCGCCACAAGAGCGAGGUGGAGAUCCCGGCGACGGUGACGGCGUUUGCGUUCGAGGAGGAGGAGGGCGGCGGGCGGCUGCCCCUCCGCUUCCUGCAGCAGCGACAGCAGAGGGAGAAGACCCGCUGGCUCAACUCCCCCAACAGCUACACCAAGGUCAGCCUGGACGGAGAGGAGACCCACGCCAGGACCACGUGGAUGAAGGCUGACGAGACAGGGACCCCCAUCAGGAUUGAGGACCCAAAUCAGUUUGUCCCCAUGAACACCGACCCCAGCGAGGUGCUGAAGAAGAGAAACAAGAUCCGAGAGCAGAACAGGUGGGACAUGAUGACCUCAGGGCCUCGCUCCCAGCACCUGGCCGGCAUCCCCAUCGACGAACCCCGACAGCCGUACGUGGCCACAGAUGAUGACCAGGCGGGGGCCCUGCCCCCCAACCCCUUCAGUCAGCUGUCUGAGGAGGAGCUGGAGGACUACAGGAAGAACGUGGAGCGCAGGCAGCUCGGACUGCAGGAUGGCGAGCACGAGCUAACCGAUGACGACGGUUCCACUCUCUCUCAGUCACUGUCCCACACUCAGUCCCCUCUAACCACCCCUGCUAAAGAAGAAAACCACACGGGGCUGAUGCUGAAUGGCAAGGACGGCGACCACAGCGUGGAGGACGAGCUGAGCAAGCGCGUCAGCCAGCUGACCACCAGCAUGGAGAGCGUGGAGAUCACGGUGCGCGGCGGCGGCGAGAAGAUCGAGGAGACGCUGUCCCCCGAGAGCUCGCCCUCCAAGUCGCCCAACAAGAAGAAGAAGAAGUUCCGCACCCCGUCCUUCCUGAAGAAGAACAAGAAGAAGGAGAAAACGGAGGCCUAGACGAGAGAGAGAGGGAGGAGGGAGAGAGGGAGGAGGGAGAGAGGGAGGAGGAGAGAGGGAGGAGGGAGAGAGGGAGGGGCUGUACCCACUUUUUUAAGUCCAACUUCUUUUCCUCACUUUUUCUAUGUCUGUGUUUAUUUUUUUUCUCCUUUUGGUUAAAAAUGUUAUUUGAGUUUUGUCUUCUUUUUUUUGUGUGUGUGUACACACAGCUACGGCACUUGUCAACAUGUUCACCUUCAGUCACGGCCGGCAUGCGCACACGCACGGGAUGGGUCCCCUUAGGGUAACCAUGGGAACCUCCAUUUUCUUUUUAUCGUGCGUGUGUUCUUUCUACGAAAGUUGUUUUUUUUUUUUUUUCGUCGGGAGGUCUCGCUUCAGCUGCGCUCUUCUGCUUCACACCACUUAGGGAGACGCCACACAUCAGAAUAGGCCACGUGUAUUUUAUACUCACAACGGGUUCAAAAAAAGAAAAAACAGUUCUAGACAAGUUACAAGGCUUUUUGUGAAGGUUUUUUCUCUCUCUGUUUCCCUCCUUCUUGCUCUCUGUGCUUCCUUCAGUCUCGUCUGUUUCUGGAGGUGGAGGGGUCGUCUCAGUUGUCUCUCUGGUUCUGAGGUAUGAAUGGGUGCUCUAUCUAUGCUGCCCUGUCUGGAUUCAGCCAGCGUUGAUCCAGAGCAAGUUUAAAGGAUUGUGUGGUUGUAUUUUUCUGUGUUGCACACUCCGUAACACUUUCGGACCAGAGAUGGAACCUAACCUUUGACCUUGUCUCCCAGAGGUCGCUGACUGGUCGGACUGAUAAACAUGCAUUUUUACGUACAUCAUCUCCUUUUGAAUUAUUAUUAUUUUCUUUGCUUUUUUUCAAAAUAUUUCUAAACUAAAAGGAAGAAAGUUUAAAAAAAAAUAAACAAUCACGUUUUAGUGAAACGUUGUCGUUUAUAUUCUCGGCAUUUAGAAUUCAUAACAUCAUCUCAUGACGUAGUUUCCUCGAUUCUUCUUUUUUAUUAUGAUUGCUUUUUAACCAUUUGGUAUCAGAACACGCUUGUUUUUUUUGUACUCAUUUCUACAUGUUUACAGAGAACACAAGUGAACUUGCAUGUUCGUUUGCAUCUGACUGUACCAUACUGUAGCAAUGCCUGGAUUCUCAAAUUAUAUUCUAGUACAGAUUACUAACAAAAAAAAGUGUGGUUAUAGAUUUUUAACAAUAUUUUUAUUUUAUUCUGCUGCACUUUUUCAUCUGGUAUAUACAAAAUAGCACCAUUGUAGUAGGAGGUGGGUUCACUGUUGUUGGAGAUGGUUCACACCAGAAACAAGUAGACAAGUAGACUGGAUGCGGUUAAAAAAAAUCUGACAGUUGAGGGGGGAAAAAAAACUGCUCAUGAAUUAGUCUCACUCUUCGCUGAAUUAUGUGUCAAAUAAAAAAGAUACUGAUAUAACUGGAGUCCGAAACAUACUGUACACCACCUGUGUUUGACCAACAGUUAAAAGCACAGACCUGCCGUGUCCUUGUGCGGGUGUGUUUCACGUGUGUCAAUAUGAUAUUUUUUCUAGAUUCUCUCUGAUAUUUGCAUAAAUCAUGAAUUGAGAUUCGUCUUUUCCUGCACGCUCGUCAGAAGCAGACUUCCUGACUCCCUAAAAGUAGCACUCCUGUACACUUUCAUGCUCGUUUUUUUUCUAGUCAUCUUUUUCCAAAGUCACUCCCCUCUAAAUGGAGGAUGUAAACUGGAAAGAGACUCAGAUGUCAUUUUCUCAAGCGGUGGUUUGGGAGCGGGUGGAUGGGGGCGGGGCGGGGGGGGAGAGAGGAAUCAUGUUGUUGGGUUAACAGGUGACGUUCGUGACAUGUUAGACUCCCGAUAGUAGAACUGCACAGUUUAGUUUUUUUUUCUUACAAGGUGAACCAGUAUCCCAGCUAGCAAUGUGAAAGAAUGGAUGGAGGGAGGGAGGGAGCUAGGGAUGGAGUGUAAAUAGCACAGAUCUGAAUCCCUAUCGCCUUGCUUGGUGUAACAGCACACACAACUGCAAAGCUGGACAAGGGGUGUGUGAGUUUGAUAAGAAGUGUAUUAUGUGUGUGUAGGAUGGGGGAGGUUAGGGGUGGGAGUGUAGGGGACUGACGUUGACAGUGACGUUAACACACCAUUUGUUUUUAUUGGUCGAAACUAAAAAAAUGUCUUCACUUACCAUUUCUCCUUCUUGAAGUUCUCCUUCUUUUCACCCUCCCAUGUUUAUCUCCUUCAUUUUUUUUUGUUUAUUUUUUCUUCAUGAAAGUUUUAUUUUUAGUUUACACAGAGCUGUAGGCUUUGGUUAUUAACCAUUUGGACGAAAACAUAAAAACUGGCUUCUCAGAUGAAGUGAAUUCGGCAUUCUUUUGUCUAUCUCCAACCAUUUGCACCUUGUUCUACUAAUGCCUCGCUAUCCUCCAUUUUGUUUUUCUGUUUAAAAAAAGAAAAAAGAAAAAAAAAGAUUACAAAAAUAAAGAUAUAUACAAAAGAAUAACUUUGGCAUGUCAGAAUGAGCCAGUAAGCCGCUCUGUCACCUGUGAAAGAUUCUCUAUCAAUGGUUAUCUAAUGGAGUUGCUUUUAGAUGUAUUGCUAAUCAGUGUAAAUUCACAAAAUAAAAAAAAACUGUAUUUUAAGAA
Osmerus eperlanus (European smelt) is the source of this 5136-nucleotide messenger RNA. RefSeq names its product adducin 3 (gamma) a (gene add3a). The record is from RefSeq and is a predicted model, not a curated record. Gene Ontology annotation, molecular function: actin filament binding. NCBI's taxonomy places the organism in Eukaryota, Metazoa, Chordata, Actinopteri, Osmeriformes, Osmeridae. Gene Ontology annotation, cellular component: cytoskeleton; plasma membrane; postsynaptic density. Gene Ontology annotation, biological process: barbed-end actin filament capping.